AUGACUACUUUAUACGACUUUACAGUUAAGAACAUCAAGGGCGAAGCCUGGAACUUAGCCGAUCUUAAGGGAAAGGUUGUCUUGGUUGUCAAUGUUGCCUCCAAGUGUGGAUUCACCAAGCAAUAUGCUGGUUUGGAAGAACUCUAUCAAAAGUAUAAAGAUAGAGACUUUGUUAUCGUCGGAUGUCCUUGUAACCAAUUUGGUGGUCAAGAACCUGGUUCAGAAGAAGAGAUUCAAAACUUUUGUUCUCUUAACUGGAGUGUCACUUUUCCUUUGACCUCCAAAGUUGAGGUUAAUGGAGAUAACGAAGCUCCCUUGUGGAAAUGGAUGAAAGAAUCUCAACCUGGUAUCUUGGGUUUGAAGCGCGUCAAGUGGAAUUUUGAGAAAUUUUUGAUUGAUCGUGAAGGAAAGGUUGUUAAGCGUUAUGCUUCCACCACUGAACCAAAAUCUAUUGCCGAAGAAGUCGAAAAGCACUUGUAA
Rhizopus microsporus ATCC 52813 is the source of this 480-nucleotide messenger RNA. RefSeq names its product glutathione peroxidase. Gene Ontology annotation, biological process: response to oxidative stress. NCBI's taxonomy places the organism in Eukaryota, Fungi, Mucoromycota, Mucoromycetes, Mucorales, Rhizopodaceae. Gene Ontology annotation, molecular function: glutathione peroxidase activity. The record is from RefSeq and is a predicted model, not a curated record. The coding region runs from base 1 to 480 and encodes 159 amino acids. The transcript has 5 exons.